Knipowitschia caucasica is the source of this 3987-nucleotide messenger RNA. The record is from the annotation of a GenBank genome assembly. NCBI's taxonomy places the organism in Eukaryota, Metazoa, Chordata, Actinopteri, Gobiiformes, Gobiidae.
AUGCGCCCAGCACCGUCCGUUCAGCUAAACGACUGUGUCAUCUCGCUUUACCUGGACCUCACGCCUUCAGUACCUGGACCUCACUCCUUCAGUACCUGGACCUCACUCCUUCAGCACCUGGACCUCGAGCCUUCAGCACCUGGACCUACUCCUUCAGCACCUGGACCUCACUCCUUCAGUACCUGGACCUCACGCCUUCAGUACCUGGACCUCACGCCUUCAGUACCUGGACCUCACGCCAUCAGUACCUGGACCUCACUCCUUCAGUACCUGGACCUCACGCCUUCAGUACCUGGACCUCACGCCUUCAGUACCUGGACCUCACGCCUUCAGUACCUGGACCUCACUCCUUCAGUACCUGGACCUCACUCCUUCAGUACCUGGACCUCACGCCUUCAGUACCUGGACCUCACGCCUUCAGUACCUGGACCUCACUCCUUCAGUACCUGGACCUCACGCCUUCAGUACCUGGACCUCACUCCUUCAGUACCUGGACCUCACGCCUUCAGUACCUGGACCUCACGCCUUCAGUACCUGGACCUCACUCCUUCAGUACCUGGACCUCACUCCUUCAGUACCUGGACCUCACGCCUUCAGUACCUGGACCUCACGCCUUCAGUACCUGGACCUCACACCUUCAGUACCUGGACCUCACGCCUUCAGUACCUGGACCUCACGCCUUCAGUACCUGGACCUCACUCCUUCAGUACCUGGACCUCACGCCUUCAGUACCUGGACCUCACUCCUUCAGUACCUGGACCUCACGCCUUCAGUACCUGGACCUCACGCCUUCAGUACCUGGACCUCACGCCCUCUCACCUGGACCUCACCCUUCAGUACCUGGACCUCACCCUUCACUGGACCUCACCCUUCAGUACCGACCUCACUCCUUCAGUACCUGGACCUCACUCCUUCAGUACCUGGACCUCACGCCUUCAGUACCUGGACCUCACUCCUUCAGUACCUGGACCUCACUCCUUCAGUACCUGGACCCUCACGGACCUUCAGUACCUGGACCUCACGCCUUCAGUACCUGACCUCACGCCUUCAGUACCUGGACCUCACUCCCUUCAGUACCUGGACCUCACGCCUUCAGUACCUGGACCUCACGCCUUCAGUACCUGGACCUCACGCCUUCAGUACCUGGACCUCACGCCUUCAGUACCUGGACCUCACGCCUUCAGUACCUGGACCUCACGCCUUCAGUACCUGGACCUCACGCCUUCAGUACCUGGACCUCACCCUUCAGUACCUGGACCUCACUCCUUCAGUACCUGGACCUCACUCCUUCAGUACCUGGACCUCACUCCUUCAGCACCUGGACCUCACUCCUUCAGCACCUGGACCUCACGCCUUCAGUACCUGGACCUCACACCUUCAGUACCUGGACCUCACUCCUUCAGUACCUGGACCUCGAGCCUUCAGUACCUGGACCUCACACCUUCAGUACCUGCACCUCAUUCCUUCAGUACCUGGACCUCACUCCUUCAGUACCUGGACCUCACUCCUUCAGUACCUGGACCUCACUCCUUCAGCACCUGGACCUACUCCUUCAGCACCUGGACCUCACGCCUUCAGUACCUGGACCUCACACCUUCAGUACCUGGACCUCACUCCUUCAGUACCUGGACCUCGAGCCUUCAGUACCUGGACCUCACACCUUCAGUACCUGGACCUCACGCCUUCAGUACCUGCACCUCAUUCCUUCAGUACCUGGACCUCACUCCUUCAGCACCUGGACCUACUCCUUCAGCACCUGGACCUCACUCCUUCAGUACCUGGACCUCGAGCCUUCAGCACCUGGACCUCACACCUUCAGUACCUGGACCUCACUCCUUCAGUACCUGGACCUCAUUCCUUCAGUACCUGGACCUCACUCCUUCAGUACCUGGACCUCGAGCCUUCAGCACCUGGACCUCACACCUUCAGUACCUGCACCUCAUUCCUUCAGUACCUGGACCUCACUCCUUCAGUACCUGGACCUCGAGCCUUCAGCACCUGGACCUACUCCUUCAGCACCUGGACCUCACUUCUUCAGUACCUGGACCUCGAGCCUUCAGCACCUGGACCUCACACCUUCAGUACCUGGACCUCACUCCUUCAGUACCUGGACCUCGAGCCUUCAGCACCUGGACCUCACACCUUCAGUACCUGGACCUCACUCCUUCAGUACCUGGACCUCGAGCCUUCAGCACCUGGACCUCACACCUUCAGCACCUGGACCUCACACCUUCAGUACCUGGACCUCGAGCCUUCAGCACCUGGACCUACUCCUUCAGCACCUGGACCUCACUCCUUCAGUACCUGGACCUCGAGCCUUCAGCACCUGGACCUCACACCUUCAGUACCUGGACCUCACUCCUUCAGUACCUGGACCUCGAGCCUUCAGCACCUGGACCUCACACCUUCAGCACCUGGACCUCACACCUUCAGCACCUGGACCUCACACCUUCAGCACCUGGACCUCACUCCUUCAGAGGGAGGUGGACCGGCUGGUGUCCUGGUGUCUCCUACAGGAGGGAGGUGGACCGGCUGGUGUCCUGGUGCAGUGGUAACAACCUGGAGCUGAACGCCCAGAAGACAGUGGAGAUGAUUGUGGACUUCAGGAAGAGCACUGUCCCCCCGCCCCCACCCUCCGUGAUGGACUCCCCCAUCACCUCUGUGGAGUCCUUCCGUUUCCUGGGCACCACCAUCACCCAGGACCUCAAGUGGGAGCCGACCAUCAGCUCCCUCAUCAAGAAGGCCCAGCAGAGGAUGUACUUCCUGCGGCAGCUCAGGAAAGCCAAGCUGCAGUUCUACACGGCCAUCAUCGAGUCCAUCACCUCCUCCAUCACCUCCACCAUCACCUCCUCCAUCACCUCCUCCAUCACCUCCUCCUUCACCUCCUCCAUCACCUCCACAUCACCUCCACAUCACCUCCUCCAUCACCUCCUCCAUCACCUCCUCCAACACCUGCUCCAUCACCUCCUCCAUCACCUGCUCCAUCACCUCCUCAUCACCUGCUCCAUCACCUCCUCCAUCACCUCCUCCAACACCUCCUCCAUCACCUCCUCCAUCACCUGCUCCAUCACCCCCUUCAUCACCUCCUCCAUCACCUCCUCCAUCACCUCCUCCAUCACCUCCUCCAUCACCUCCUCCAUCACUUCCUCCAUCACCUCCUCCAUCACCUCCUCCAUCACCUCCUCAUCAUCUCCUCCAUCACCUCCUCCAUCACCUCCUCAUCACCUCCUCCAGCACCUCCUCCAUCACCUCCUCCAUCACCUCCUCCAUCACCUCCUCCAUCUCCUCCUCCAUCACCUCCUCCAUCACCUCCUCCAUCACCUCCUCAUCACCUCCUCCAUCACCUCCUCCAUCACCUCCUCCAUCACCUCCUCCAUCACCGUGUGGUUCGCUGGAGCCACAGUGGUUUUGGGUGGUUCUGGGUGGUUUUGGGUGGUUCUGGGUGGUUCGGGGUGGUUCGGGGUGGUUCUGGGUGGUUCUGGGUGGCUUUGGGUGGCUUUGGGUGGUUCUGGGUGGUUCUGGGUAGUUUUGGGUGGUUCUGGGUGGUUUUGGGUGGUUCGGGGUGGUUCUGGGUGGUUCUGGGUGGCUUUGGGUGGUUCUGGGUGGUUCUGGGUGGUUUUGGGUGGUUUUGGGUGGCUUUGGGUGGUUCUGGGUGGCUUUGGGUGGUUCGGGGUGGUUCAUGGUGGUUCGGGGUGGUUCUGGGUGGUUCUGGGUGGCUUUGGGUGGUUCGGGGUGGUUCAUGGUGGUUCGGGGUGGUUCUGGGUGGUUCUGGGUGGCUUUGGGUGGCUUUGGGUGGUUCGGGGUGGUUCAUGGUGGUUCGGGGUGGUUCUGGGUGGUUCUGGGUGGCUUUGGGUGGUUCGGGGUGGUUCUGGGUGGUUAUGGGUGGCUUUGGGUGGCUUUGGGUGGUUCGGGGUGGUUCAUGGUGGUUCGGGGUGGUUCUGGCAAAAGGGGCAGAAGCAAUAUGCACUGGAGCUAAAUAUGUACUAA